Molecule: messenger RNA, 2326 nt
Organism: Hordeum vulgare subsp. vulgare (domesticated barley)
Lineage: Eukaryota; Viridiplantae; Streptophyta; Magnoliopsida; Poales; Poaceae
Exons: 9
Coding region: 107-2224 (705 amino acids)
Biological process (GO): maturation of 5.8S rRNA; maturation of LSU-rRNA
Cellular component (GO): Las1 complex; preribosome, large subunit precursor
Molecular function (GO): endonuclease activity
Source: RefSeq, a predicted model, not a curated record
AGUCAAGAUAGCUCACAUCAGAGACAUCGAGAUUGAUGGGGAUGUUAUUGUGCUUGAGCAGAUAUAGAAGGUUGGAGCGGACAAUGUGAGCGGCGCCGGCGGCAGGAUGAGAAAGCGACGGCGCGGGCGUCCUGGCCGCGCUCGCCUUUACGCCUCUCCUCCGGCGAGGGGCAGCCGGCGAGGCCAUGUGCCGGAGGUUGGCCACGGCCGCGGCCGCGUCCCCACGGUGGGAGGUGGGGUGGGGACGCACCUCAACAACUGUCGUGGCAAAUUGCAGAAAACACCCUGCUCGGCGCUCGCAACCAAACCAGACACGCACCCUUGGCCGGCCCCACCCUGGCAGCGAGUCGUCGCCUUUUCCCCCCAAGCGAAACGGCGCGACCCCACCGGUGGGUUUAGUAGGGUUUGGACUCGCCGCUCGGCUCGGCUCGGCUCCGCUCCCAUGGAGGCGGCGGAAGAUGCCGGCGGCGCCCGCUCCACGGCCCGGAAGCUGGUGCCGUGGUCGAGCUGGGCGGAGUGGCGCCUCGUCCGCGACGCCAUCUUCUCCCCCUACCCUGACCCUGGCGCCGCUCUUCGCAGGAUAGCGGCGUGGCGGAGCAGGGGAUGCCUCCCCAUCCCCGUGGAGGUCACCGCGGCCCUCUUCGAGAUAAGGCUGCGGGAUCCCUUCUUCCGGAAUGGAGUGGCUUCGGAUGAUAAGCUGGAGUCAGACGAGAUGCUCGCCUUGCUGUACAGCAUGGCAAUCAUCAGGCUUGUAAAUGGUUUUAUGGAGAGCCCGCACAAGGAAACUGGUCGUUCAAUAUCUGAUUUAGCUGAGACUGUUGGAGUACCACGAAUUCUCGUUGACAUUCGUCAUGAAAGUUCACAUCGCGGCAUCCCCUCUCUGCGACUGCUACAUUUGGCAGCCAUUAAGGCAUUUGAUUGGUUGAAGUGUAAUUACUGGGAUUCCCAGACUAGUGCAAUUCCUGAUGUUCGACUAGAACUAAGCUCAGUAUUGCAUGAUAUUGCUCAAUUCCUGAAGGGAAAAGAUUCUGAAAAUGCAAAAUCAGGUUCCAAAAGGAAACGUUCCCAAAAACAUAUUUUAAAUGCCAUAAAAUAUGUACGUCGACUUUACUACACAUGUCCCUCUGAGGCUAUCUCUGUUCUUUUGGAGUUCUUUCAGCUCGAUGCCCCAGAAAUCUCUGACAGCGAUGUACAUCAAGCUGAUAGUUUGGAUGGAAAUCCCUCAUCUGAUGUUCAAAGUCAGAAUCAAAUAUCAAAUGGAGAUAUGAAAACCAUAAUAACAAAACUAUCAGAAAAAGAACCAAGAGUGCUUCUUGGCUUACUAAAGUCAAUAAUUGAAAUGAUUGAGGCCAGGAAUGACCUUGAACACAAAGGUGGAUCAUAUGCAUGCCUGCCAGCUGAGUCACCAACAAUGAAAAGCUUGUGCUCCCUCGUUCUAUGGAUUGUCGCAAGCAUAAAAGAGUUAAAGGAUUCCGGCCGUAUUGGACUUGUCCACGAGAUAGGAGUACUCUCUUCAGACAAGAACGCUGUCCCUCGUUUCUGUCUCGCAAAACUUCUGCAGAAGUUCUUGACUUUGCCCGUUAUAGGUGAAAGAUGCAUUGCAGAUGCAGCACUAUUGCUGAUUGAGAUGGCCAGCAAUAAUAACGUGAAGGAGAAACUGAGGAAGCUUCCUUUGUUGUCCCUGCGAAGGUCACCCAAAGAUUGUACCCUCAUUGAAUCCAGAAUCUUGUCCAAUGGACAAGAAUCGGUUGAAAGCGCAACACAGAAGCUGGAAGCGUUCAAGUUGCAGCUGAGGAAACCAGAUAAUGCGAGUAUAGCUGAAAACGGCACCGAGGGUACUUUCAACACAAGCGUGCCAGAGAAACGUAAUAGGUGGUCUGUAGCGAAGUCCUGGACCCCCUGUCCGUUAGGCAUGAUACCUUGUUCAUAUAGUUCAACUGCUGUUCUUCCUGUCCUUGAUAUCAUUGAUGAUGAACUGGAGCAUGACACAGCUGAACAUGGAAAUUUUGAGGAUGAUGGUCAGAUUGAAAUUGCUGACCCCGAGAAGCAGUUGGAUGAUGAAGGCUUUCUAGAAAUAUCAAGAUCGCCACCUGAACAUGGGAUUUCUGUUAUGCCAGAACUGAUCCAUGGUCUCAAGGGUACAUUACUGGUUGGUGGCGUGUGGAAAAAGGUGACUGAAGAAGAGUUGCUCUCCAUAAAGUCAAGCAUGAAAAUUUUGUUGUGAUAUUGGCUAGUUAUUCUCGCCCCUCUGCAGUAAAAUAUUUUUCUUCUGUAAUCGAUCGAAUGGUAGCUUUUUCUUGGGGUAUAAGAAAACCCUCUUUAAUCA